GCUGUCUCUAAGCGCGCGGAGCAUUCAAAGUCUGUUUAUGUCGACAGAUCUUCACAAACCCUGAUACUGCACGCAUGCAACUACACCCCUUCUACUCUUACCGAAAGGAAAAUCGGCAACUAAAGACGGCACGACUAGAAUUAGAGACAACUGGACCUCCAUGACCGAGGUAGCCUAAUAUUGAUGAAGACAGGCACGCGCACAGGUUAAGCCCUUUGCACCGGUGACAACCCCAGCUUCAACCUGCAUCUCCGCGCAACAUCCUCCUCACUGGAUUCGGCAAUCUGUUGCUGCAAACAAAGUUUCUGAUUGCAGUUUAUUUAGAUUUUUGAUUUGUUAGUUAGUUUUGGACAAGCUCUUUAAACAGAUUAGAGCUGGAUUUAUUUGGACCACAAGUGUGGAGCAUCAUUUUUUGUCCUUUAUUUACUGUGUUUUAUUCAUCCUUGUACCGCAGGAGAGGAGAUCAGCUGCUAUGAUCAACAUGGAAAACAAUGAAUCAGACCAGGGCUGUGAGUCACCUGUGUGCGCGGGCUGUGGCGCGCUGAUCUCAGAUCGCUUCUACCUGCUCGCGGCAGACAGACGGUGGCACGAGCGCUGUUUGAAAUGUAGCGCGUGUCACGCUGACCUGGAGUCAGAGCUUACUUGCUUUAGUAAACAUGGAGACAUUUACUGUAAGGAGGACUAUUACAGUAGGUUUUCUUUGCAAAGAUGUGCACGGUGUCACCUGGGAAUCUCUGCUGCAGAGAUAGUGAUGCGCGCCAGGGAUCUGGUGUACCACUUGAGCUGUUUCUCCUGUGCCACCUGCGACAAAGUGCUGUUCACUGGAGAUCACUAUGGGAUGAGAGAGACGUCAGUGUACUGUCGGGUACAUUUCGAGAUGAUGCUACAGAGGGAAUGUCAUACAGAUUUGUAUUAUUCAGACAUGUCUCCAGUAGAGCCAAACUAUGAGAACAGCACAUACAAUGAAGGGACCCCUGUGCGCAGAGGACGGGCCCGGAAGAGGAAACAUUUUCAUGCAACUGACCAUGGUACUUAUAACUCAGAUGUGAGCGAUAUGGGUGUGGACCUCUCGGAGAGAGUGAGCUGUCAAAAGUCCAAACGCAUGAGAACGUCGUUCAAGCAUCACCAGCUGCGGAGCAUGCAGUCCUUUUUCACCCACAACCACAAUCCAGAUGCCAAAGACCUCAAAGAGCUUGCCCAGAAAACCGGGCUCACCAAACGUGUGCUCCAGGUUUGGUUCCAGAAUGCCCGUGCAAAAUUCAGGAGAAACUGUCUAUAUCAGGAGAGUGUGGGAGUGGACAAUGUUUCUGACAAUUCCACCAUCACGUCCCCAUCGGUGCCUUCACCCGAGCUGUCCCACGAAUCCUUGAGCCCGUCCAGCCCCACCGACACUUCUUCAUCUCAACACACACACACAUCCACAACACAAAACACAACAGCAUUAGCCAUUCACAAUGUACACUCCCCAAUGUCUUCAGAGUUCCUCUACCAGUAAUUUUUGAUUAUUGUUAGACUAUAUUAUUUUUUAAAGUUAGUGUAUUCUUUAGGUAUUAUUCAUUAACUGAAGGAAAGUGAAAGUCUUGUGGGUUCUUUGAAGCACCAACACACAGUAAAAGAGAAGCCACUUCCAAAAUUAUGUCUACAGCUGUCAUGCCGUUUCAAUAUGGCUACGUUCCGGAAUGGAAUACUAGCAUAGUACAUAGUACAUAGUAUGUACUGCAUCCUGCAUAUUAUAUACAGUUUACAACCUGUUACAUUUUAAAAAAUAGUUUGUUAAUAUGCAAUUUGCAAGUAUGAAUGUUUCAAACAGUUGCAUGUUUAAUUGUUGUCACAUGAAAUCGUUUUGUAUGUCAGCAAGUUACAUAUGACUUUGAAAAUAAAAGUUAUUUAGCAUUUUUUUAUUCAA
Messenger RNA from Ctenopharyngodon idella (grass carp), 1906 nucleotides. It is a transcript of the gene lhx2a, whose product is annotated as LIM homeobox 2a. Lineage: Eukaryota; Metazoa; Chordata; Actinopteri; Cypriniformes; Xenocyprididae. Gene Ontology annotation, biological process: neuron differentiation; regulation of transcription by RNA polymerase II. Gene Ontology annotation, molecular function: DNA-binding transcription factor activity, RNA polymerase II-specific; RNA polymerase II transcription regulatory region sequence-specific DNA binding. Gene Ontology annotation, cellular component: nucleus. The record is from RefSeq and is a predicted model, not a curated record. The transcript is spliced from 5 exons. The coding region runs from base 473 to 1495 and encodes 340 amino acids.